UAGUCAUUCUGAAUUUUGGAAACAUUGAUUAAACCCCAAAAUCACUCCCAAUGUGCCUAUGACCAAUUAACCGAGAAUGCAUCCAACUCAUAACUUCUUGGAAACGAACGAAGCAGUGGUGAGCUUGGGAUAGUGCUUGGAUGGGUGAUCACCGCACACAAAACAGAUGCGAAGGGCUGCGGUGGGGCUACCUUGCCUGCAGAGCGCAGUGCAGAAAAAGACAAGGUUGUACAAUCGUCUGCUUCAACGCCUAAACUCUCUGCCCUCCCACAACCCGUGCUGACCAGCUGGUCAGCGAGGUCAAAUAACUCCACGGUGACUCACAAGGUGUGGAAAAGGCCCUCAUCCAGCAGUGGAAUGCAAACAGCGGCUAAGAGUGCGCCUAAUUAAUCAACCUUCGAUCGUGUUAAAUAUCCGUGGCAACCGCAGUGAUUUUCAUCCUAAUUGGCUGAGCGCCACCACGCCUGACUGCAGAGUAUUCCCUUGUAAUUUGAAGUCGCCUGGCCACAACGCCUCCAUGUGAACGUUCGUAAUGAGAGACACGUGACCACGGAACCACGAGAGCGUUAUUGAACACGUGAUACCCAAACGUAUAAAAGAGGGGUUCUCGCGCGGCGCACUGAGCUCUCUGCUGCGGACAUCUAGGCACCACGAUUUGAAUAAGCGCUUCAUGUUUUUGGUUUGUGAAAUUCAACGCCGUGAGGCCUUAGCAAGUAGAAGACAAAACCAUUUGGAUUGGCAAAGUGUCUGCAUGAGACUACAUAUCAAAAUCCUGACGUUGUAGCCAACCUGCUGGUCUUCGUGGCGGUGCUCGUGUGCCCGGAGCUGCACAAGCCCAUGUACUUGUUCCUGGGAAACAUGGCGGUGGCCGACAUCGUCGCCUGCACAAGCUCCGUGCCCAAGCAGCUGCAAAUCCUGCUGACGGGCGACACCAAAAUCCUGUACGAGUCUUGCCUCGUGCAGAUAUUUUCCGUUCACGUGUUUGGCAAUCUUGAGUCGCUGAUAUUAUCGGUCAUGGCUUUUGACCGUUAUGUGGCCAUCUGUCACCCGCUGCGCUACCACACCAUUGUCACAGCCAAAAAGACGCUCGGAGUCUUGGUGCUGAUUUGGGUAAUUUCCACGUCGGCUUGCAUGAUACUCCCGCUGCUCGUCACGCGGCUAAACUUCAGCGAUGACAAUCGGAAAAUCCAGGGGAUAUUAUGUGAUCACAUGGGCGUCGUUGUAUUGGCUGAAUCGGACAUCAAGGUUAAUAAUGCAUAUGGGACGGUGCAAAUGGUGCUCUUGUUUUUAUUACCGCUUAUUUUUAUUAGCUACAGCUACUUAAGGAUUUUCAUUGAGUGUCGAAUUAAACGAUCAGCUGAGAUUACCAAGCAUGGUUUGAACACUUUGCUGACACACUUCUUGGCGCUCUUGAUAUUUUUCAUUUGUACUUUGGGUUCCAUAAUAAUUCCUCGAUACUUCAAAGAUCUCAAAACUCCCACAGUCCUUAACAUAAGGUGCUUUUUACAGUUCGGCAUCCUUGCUAUACCCAUGUCAAAUGCAUUGAUCUACUUUUUUCGCACCAAAGAGCUAAGGAAAGGAAUAAUGAAGUCCUGUCAACAUAUAUUCCUUCUAAGAACAUUAUUCCCAAAGUUUUUUAAAGAUUCGUCCAUAAGUUAAACCAAAUUUUAAGAGUCCAGCCAUAAGCUAAAUAACAGUUGAUCAUACUGCUGGCUUUGCUAGAAUGUUAGGUAGAACUGAUAUUAUUGUAAUUAUUAUAGUUAAAAUUUUCAUUGGAAAAAUACCAUAAAUAGACUUUUGCGUGUUUUUACUGCUACAGGUAAUCGAGAGAUACUCGUACUACAAAUAUGAAUGAAUUGCGAAUUUCUAUGUUGAGAAAAUGUGAUGUAUUUGUCGCAGACAUCAUAAACGUGGAUCAGUAUGGUCACUUUAGGGUUUACCAUCUUUUACAUGCUCAUCUGCACACACUGUUGGGUAAUUAUUUUAGGCUGAGGUAACCUAGAAGCAGCACCAUACACCUAUAUCCGCUUAAAUUGAUAAUUUCUGUGUUAAAGAAUCUCCCCAAUUUAAACUUCUGAUGUUGCUUACGUAUGCUCGCAUGUAUUGGUAGUAUAACGAUUGAACAAUUCUAAUAAAAGUGCCUUUGAAAU
Molecule: messenger RNA, 2150 nt
Organism: Petromyzon marinus (sea lamprey)
Lineage: Eukaryota; Metazoa; Chordata; Hyperoartia; Petromyzontiformes; Petromyzontidae
Product: olfactory receptor 51E1-like
Biological process (GO): detection of chemical stimulus involved in sensory perception of smell; G protein-coupled receptor signaling pathway
Cellular component (GO): membrane
Molecular function (GO): odorant binding; olfactory receptor activity; G protein-coupled receptor activity
Source: RefSeq, a predicted model, not a curated record